UAAAGUGGGAAGGACUUGCUUGUGGUAAAGAUGGCGUCGUCCUCAUCCGUAGGACGCGUUGUGACUCUCUGCAAGCAGUUUCAAAAUGUUUUAAGGAUAUCUUCAGCGAUAAAUACUCAGAAAUGUGCUACUAACUUGACAAAAGUCCAGUCUCAUCUUUACAGCAGGGAAAAGUCUCCACUCGUUGCCCCAUGUUGGUUCAGUCCCACCAGCUCUCUGGGUCAGUGUCGCGCCCUGCACACAACCAUCAGCAGAAGGGGACUGGAAGAGUUCUUCGACUCCCCCGACACCUGGGGAGAGACCGCAGUGAAAUCAGGUGCACCGUGGACUGCCAAACAACUGAGAGCAAAGAGCAAUGAAGAGUUACACAAACUCUGGUAUGUGCUGCUGAAAGAAAAGAACAUGCUGCUCACACUGGAGCAGGAAUCAAAAAGGCAAAGAGUUCAGAUGCCGAGUCCAGAAAGAAUAAGAAAGGUUGAGCGGUCAAUGAUCAGGGUGGAGACGGUGGUGAACGAGAGAGAGACGGCGCUGCGUCUGCUGCAGACAGGACAGGAGAAAGCCAGGCCAGGAGCCUGGAGGAGGAACAUAUUCGGAUACGUCUACUGGUAUCGAUUCAAAGAAUAUGCUAUUCCUUGGAACAUGAACAAAAGAUACAAGCGAAAGAGGUUCUACACACCUAAGUUUGUUGAACCACACAUGAGGCUGCGUUUAGAGAAGCACCUUCGGGAAAAGGCCAGGAAAGCCUCCUUAGAGAAGGAAACUCAGGCCAAACUCCUCAAGAAGUUUCCUCAAAUUAAAGCUACAGCAUUAUGAAAUUUCCCAUUUUGCUUGUAAGGAGUUUUUGACAGCUGUGAUUCUGACAUCUGUCCAGACAUGAAGCCUGCUGAGGCGAUACAAGUAGAUUGAGAUUAAGUCUGAAUCAGCUCACUUUGAAUAACUGAAGAUGGUCUGAAACUGUUAUCCCAUGUUGAGUAAAAACGUUUGUCCAGCUGGUAUUUGAUCCUAUACGAUAAAUUAUGUUCCAUUUCAAUAAAAUGUUUUCUCUGUAUUCAUAAAUAUAAAAAACACAAAUCA
Thunnus maccoyii (southern bluefin tuna) is the source of this 1074-nucleotide messenger RNA. RefSeq names its product mitochondrial ribosomal protein L47 (gene mrpl47). Gene Ontology annotation, molecular function: structural constituent of ribosome. Lineage: Eukaryota; Metazoa; Chordata; Actinopteri; Scombriformes; Scombridae. Gene Ontology annotation, biological process: mitochondrial translation. The transcript has 7 exons. The coding region runs from base 31 to 813 and encodes 260 amino acids. Gene Ontology annotation, cellular component: mitochondrial large ribosomal subunit; mitochondrial ribosome. The record is from RefSeq and is a predicted model, not a curated record.